AUGGAACUCUGCGUGAAGCUCCAAGAUGUGGGGGGCAGCUCAUCUAGUUCGAAUAACGUGGAGGAAGUGCGAAAUUCUGGUGCUGGUGAAGGCAUUCUAUUUUUGGACAUAGGUAGGGGUCAUAGUCCGUCUUUUAAUGCCUUCGUGGCCCCCGCCCAAAAUACAGAAACACCUGACCGACGUCCCUUCCCGAAUGUCCAUGUUGCGUAUCCGGAAGGAAUGGCCGACGGGUUGGCUGACUCAUCUGAGGAAGACGAGAUUGAGAAUGAUAGUGGAGAGGAAGCAGAGGUUGUUCCGGAAACCCAACUGGUUCAGGGAAAAAGGGUCAUCCCAAGUGUUGUUGAACCGAUCAAUGUUGCAAGGGUCGGAGCUCUUUCCAGCGGCACCCCCGACCAUUACCUGCACCUCAGUCUUGGUCCAAUGAACUCGACAAAUGCGGAGGACAUACCCAGCAACUAUGGUUUGACCGGUGAAAUGGAGCUAGAGGUUGGCCUGAAAUUCCUGACUAAGGAUGCAGCAAUGCUUGCUGUUAAGAACUACAACAUCCGUCGAAGUGCAGAAUUCAAAGUAGUGGAGUCAGAUCAUACUAGGUAUGUUUGUCGAUGCAAACUUUUUGGUGACCAAUGUUCCUGGAUGGUGAGGGUUGCGAAGACGAGGGCGUCCAGAUUUUGGGAAGUUCGAAAAUACCAAGGGCCUCACACUUGUUUGGCGUCUGCGACUUCGCAAGAUCAUGCUCAACUGGAUUCAAAUGUCAUAUGCCAGCACAUAUUCCCCAUGGUUCAAGCAGACGCAACCAUUUGCAUAAAAGUGUUACAGGGGUCCGUGGAGUCGGCAUACGGAUACAAGGUGUCUUACAAAAAGGUUUGGCUAGCGAAACAAAAGGCAAUAGCGAGAAUCUAUGGAGACUGGGAUGAUUCUUAUAACCAGUUACAGAGAUACUUCAAUGCGUUGCAAACCUUUGUUCCAGGGACAAUUGUUGACCUACAAACCCGACCAUACUAUGCGGACAACACCCUCGAUCGUGAAAGCGUCAUGUUUCAUCAAGUAUUCUGGUCAUUCCUAUCGUGUGUCGAGGCAUUCAAGCACUGCAAACUUCUAGUUUCGGUUGAUGGAACACACCUGUAUGGUAAGUACACGGGUACCUUGUUGAUGGGAAUAGCACAGAACGGAAACAACAACAUUCUUCCCAUAGCUUUCGCGCUAGUGGAACGGGAGAACACAGAUGCAUGGUACUUCUUUCUGACCAACUUAAGGAGAUAUGUGGCUACGCAACCAGAUGUUCUACUGAUCUCUGACAGGCAUGCUACCAUAAAGGCUGCGCUGGAGCGAGAGGGUUGUGGCUGGGAAUACAAUGUUUACUGUGCCCGACACAUUGCGUCCAAUUUCGCAACAAACUUCAAGAGUAAAGAAGCCAAAAGACAUCUUGUUAGCGCGGCAUACUCGAAGACCCAAGAGCAGGCACAAUACUACCUAGAGUUAAUCGGCAGGCAGAAGCACAGGGAGGGAAUCACGCAGAUGCUUGUCAUAUCACACGACAGGGCGACGUCGAUCUUCACCGUCGAUGAGAUAGCCAGCGUAGGGUCUCAAUCCAGAUUCAGAGUAUACCUCCGGCAAAGACGGUGUGACUGCGGCUACUUCCAGGUAUUGCACUACCCAUGUGCCCACGCGCUUACAGCAUGUGCCCAUGCCAGGCUUGAUUGGCAGUCUUAUGUCGACGAUGUCUAUCGGGUCGAAAAUGUGUUCCGGGUAUAUCAGAUGGAGUUUCCCCCAUUGCCUGAUGAGGAAGUGUGGCCACCCCACGAAGGACAACUUCUCCGUUCUAAUCCCCACCUGCGACGAUCGAUGGAUGGCCGACCUGUGUCGACAAGAAUUCGUAACGAGAUGGACGACGUAGAGCCUGACCCGGGAAAGCGAUGUGGAAUUUGCAGGCAACCAGGACAUACUAGGAGACAUUGUCCUCAUGUCACUGGCACUUAG
Arachis ipaensis is the source of this 1977-nucleotide messenger RNA. RefSeq lists its product as uncharacterized. Gene Ontology annotation, molecular function: zinc ion binding. Lineage: Eukaryota; Viridiplantae; Streptophyta; Magnoliopsida; Fabales; Fabaceae. The record is from RefSeq and is a predicted model, not a curated record.